UCGUUAGCCGGACAGUGCGCGAGCCAGUUGACAGUUGCGGCCAGCAAGUCGUGAGGAUCGUUCGCCACCCGAUCGCUUUCGGUUCGCAGCAGCUCGGCGCUCUUCUCCCUUUAUGAAAGAGACAACAACAACAACAACAACAACAACAGCAGCAGCAGCAGCAGCAGCAGCAGCAGAGCCCCUCUCCGCCGCCGGGACCAUGCUCACGUCAACCGCAGCGACACUUCGCCUUUGUUUGUUGACUGCACUUUUGUGGGGGACCUGCCCACCGGCCCGCAGCGUCCAGGGCUUCGACGAGGAUGCGUUCGCCAUCCAGCACGCCGGCACAGGGAAGUGCCUGGCCACAGGCGCCUCGACCCACCUGAACCUCACCACCUGCGAUCCAAACAGCAGGUCCCAGAUGUGGAAGUGGGGUUCGGGCCACCGGCUCUUCCACGUGUCCACGUCCCACUGCCUGGCGUUGGACGUGCAAGCCAAGACGCUGUCGCUGGUCGACUGCGGCACCAACAUCCUGCUGUGGUGGCGCUGUCUGGACGGGGCCGUUUACACCGUCUAUCAGAUGGGCCUGGCGGUCAGCGAGGGCAAGGUUGCAGCCAGGCGGGACACGAAUGACACGUGGGUGAGAGGAGGGUCCCGGGACAACAUCUGCCAUAGGCCGUACCGUGUCGUCCACACCGUCAGUGGGAACUCUGCCGGCAAGCCCUGCGACUUCCCCUUCAAGUACAAUGGCAGCUGGCAUCACGGAUGUCUCCCCGACGCAGAUUUCCCUGAGCUGUCCUGGUGUGCCACCUCCUCCGACUAUGACCAGGACAGAGAGAAGGGGCUCUGUCUAACACCAGAAGAGGGCUGCAAGACUCUGUUCGCUGGGCCAGAAGGGGAAUUCUGUUACGAGUUUGCCUCCAGCGCCGCGGUGACCUGGCAGGCCGCGUUGGAUUCGUGUCGCAGUCAGGGAGCGGAUCUGUUCAGCCUGUCUGGGCCCGAGGAUCUCCACUCCAAAACCUUCCUGGACGGCCUUGGCAGUAUGCCUGAGAGGAUGUGGAUCGGCCUUCACCAGCUGGACACGUCUCAGGGCUGGCAGUGGUCAGACGGCUCCCCCCUCUCCGUCCUGCGCUGGGAAACAGGAAUGCCGUCCCCCUCCGCAAUUUUGGCAUCGGGCUGCGGGGUCCUGAACUCCAAGCAGAACUUUGAAUCGGAGGCGUGCAACAAACAGCUGCCAUACGUCUGCAAGAAGAGCGUCAAUGCCUCUUGCACAGCCACGACAGAGUCGUCCGUGUAUAAAGAAACGGUGUGUGCGGACGGUUGGGUCCCGUGGAACGGCUGGUGUUACAAGUUAGAGAAGGACGAGCCCCGGAACUUCACGGACGCCCUCCAGCACUGUAACACAACGGUGGGAGGACGGGACGGCUUCCUGGCCAGCCUCCACUCCAUUGACAGCAAGGAGAUGAUCAGCACUAACUUCCACGCAGAUGGCCAGUUCUUGGACGUGUGGAUCGGCCUGACCGGUAUCAACAUGAACCCAACUACGGUUUUCAAGUGGAUCAACCAGGCGCCCGUCACCUUCACCUUCUGGGGCCCAAACGAACCAGUCCAGCCCACCCAGGAUACCAGCUGCGUGUUCUACUCUGGAGAGUCUCACGGCUGGCGGGUCGGGACCUGCACUCUGAGGCUACCUUUCAUGUGUCAGACAAAAGGGGAGGUCAGGGAAUCGGCCACGCAGACUGGAUGUCGCUUUGAAGAUGGUUGGAGGAGACACGGCAACUCCUGUUAUCAAGUGAACACCAAACAAGUGUCCUUCAAAGAUCGCUGUAACAUCACCAUAAGGAACAGGUUUGAGCAGGCCUUCAUCAACCGUCUACUUGGAGAGCACAUCAGCCAGGAACCUCAGUAUUUUUGGACAGGCGUACAGGACAUCAAGAACACGGGAGAAUACCAGUGGCUGAGCCAGGACGGCUCUCCGGGUUUGGUUACGUACACCAACUGGGCCUGGUUUGAACCAGGUCAACAUGGAGGUUGCGCAGUUCUUUCCACCAACCAACCUCUGGGCAAGUGGGAGGUGAAGAACUGUACAAUUUUUAAGGCCGGCACCAUUUGUAGAGCAGACCUCAAUCCACUCCCGUCCCCCGAGCCAGAGCCGAACCCCAACACCACCUGUCCUAAUGGAUGGGUGUCCAGAGAAAACAUCAGAUACUGCUACAAGGUGUUUCACGAGGAGCGGCUGAGCAGGAAGCGCUCGUGGGAGGAAGCUGAGAGGUUCUGCCAGGCUCUGGGAGCCAGCCUGCCCAGCUUCACUAAUGUCGCUGAGAUGAGGGCCCUGCACAGCAUCAUGAGAGAAACCAUCAGUAACAAUCGGUACUUCUGGGUCGGCCUGAACAGGAGAAACCCAUCCGAUCGAUCGUGGCAGUGGAGCGAUGGUCGGCCUGUUUCUAUGGAGGUUUUACAAGAUGAUUUCCACGAGGAUGAUGCAUACAGCCGGGACUGCUCUGCGUUCAAGACGACGAAGAGCACCUUGAAACACCUCUUUGUGUUUCUGAACCACCACUUACCUCCCACACCUUUCUACAACACACCAUUUCACUGCGAUUCCAGGCUGGAGUGGGCCUGCCAAAUACCCCGUGGAAAGACGCCAAAGAACCCAGACUGGUACAAUCCCGGUGGGCACCACGAGACCUCUGUCUUCGUGGAUGGAGCAGAGUUUUGGUUUGUUCACGAGCCGAAGCUGACCUUUGAGGAGGCGAGGCUCUUUUGCAGCACGAAUGACAGCAAAAUGGCUGCUCCAACUACCUCCACCGCUGCCAUGCAGAUCCACCAGUACCUAAAAAAUAUAUCAAGUACUCCGAAGCAAAACUGGUGGAUUGACUUGACGGAGCCUGGGCGGAUAUUCCCCAUGACGUACACCCAGAUGUUCUUUUACCAUUCGGUAUUCCUGGGCAGAUGCAUCUCCAUCAGUCCUGAGAGCAUCUUUCCCAACCACGAACUGAGUUGCAGGCAGCAGUUGUCCUUUGUGUGCGAGAGACACAACAUCACGUCAGUGGAGAUCAAACCUCUGGAGCCUCAGCCCGGAGGACUGCCUUGUGGAAAUGAGUCUCUAUCCUUCAGGAAUAAGUGCUACACACUGAUGAGGAGCAAGAAACCCGUGCCGUUCAGGUAUGCCAAUGAGAAUUGCCAGUCAGUGAGAGGAACCCUGGUCACGAUAUCGGAUCAGGUGGAGCAAGAUUUCAUCACCACACUCAUGCCUGGCAUGAGAAACAUGGACAGGAUAUGGAUUGGUCUGAAAAUCAAGCGUAACGACCCCGAAUGGGUGGACCAGUCCCCGGUCGACUACCUCAACUUUAACCCCCUGCUCCUGGGCAUGCACAAGGCCAUACACAUCAAUACAUGGGAUCCGGAUAGUAUUGAUUUCUGUGUGUUUCUGAUCAACAACCCCGACUCUGCCAUGCUGGGGACCUGGGACUAUUCCUCCUGCACACAGUAUCAAAAUGUGGCUGUUUGCCAACACUAUGCAGAUAAAGUGGAGGAGCCCCAUGUUCGCGCAGAGCCCUUCCACAUCGGCAACCACACCGUCCAGCUUGUUGCCAAAAAUCUCACCUGGUUCGAGGCCUUGGAGCAGUGCAGAAGCAAAAACAUGGACCUGGCAAGUGUGGCCGACACCUUGUUCCAGUCCACUCUCACCGUGCACGUGAGCCGUGCGCGCACGCCAAUGUGGAUCGGCCUCUUCAGCGAAGAUGACGGGAUCCACUACCGCUGGACCGACCACAGUCACACCGUAUUCAACCGGUGGUCUUCUGACGUGACCAGUGGCUCGUGUGUCUAUCUGGACACCGAUGGCUUCUGGAAAGCCACGGAGUGCGAGCAGAAGCUAGGAGGCGCCAUCUGCCACAAACCACACAAAGAGACCAUCACCACGCCAGAGGACGUUGCAGCAAAGUGCCCGCAUAAGAUGAAUGGUCCAAACUGGAUCCCCUUCAAGAACAACUGCUACUCCUUCCAGCUGGUCUCCUCCCGCUGGGAAGAGUUCAACCAGGGACAGAUUCACGAAACCUGCAAAAAACUUCAUCCAGAUGCAGACAUCCUAACCAUCCGAAAUGCCGAGGAGAAUGAGUUCAUCAAGCUGCAACUCCUGCCGUUUCAAUCGUUGGCCCAGUUUGUUUGGCUGGGGCUGUUUAAAGACGACAACGAUGACCAGAUGAAGUGGUACGAUGGCACAAAAGUCCAAUACUCCAACUGGGCAAAAGGCAGACCGAAUGUGGACGAACCAUUCAUGGCCGGUCUCACCACCCAGGGCAACUGGCUUCUCGUGUCAAACCAAAACCUUUUCUCCGAGUUCAAGCAACGGACCAUAGUGACCUGCAAACUGGACCACGAACCCAAACAGGAGUACAACACAUCAUCCGCAGAUUUUCAGCGUUACGGCAACUUGACUUACGAUGUCGUGACCCGGAAAUUAAGUUGGUUCCAGGCUCUGGAAGAGUGCGGUCAGCGUGGAGGCCACCUGGCGAGUGUCCACGACCUCCAGCACAGCGCACACCUGGAGCUCAUCGCCAAGUCGGACGGCUUCCCGCUCUGGAUUGGCCUGUCGAAUCAGGACGUGAGCGACUCAGCCUUCGAGUGGUCCGACGGAACACGGUUCGACUACAAAGCCGCCAUCUCUGACUCAAAGGACGGCUCCGGCUCUGACCAACAAGAGGCCAGCUGCGUUCUCGUAACGCCCGCCGGAGCCUGGGUGAAGACGGGCUGCAACACGCUGGUGGACGGAGCCAUCUGCUACACCACCACCAUCACCACCACAUCCCAGAGGGCGAGAAUGCGUUCCGCCCCAGAGGCCAACCGCUGUCCUCAGAGCAACGGUGCGCCCAGCGGCAUGUCCAAGUGGGUGCGGCAUCAGGAUCACUGCUACGCCUUCGACAUGAGCUUCUACAACUACAGCGUCUACAGCAAGGAGCAGGCCGGAGGCAUCUGUCAGAGCAUGGACGCUCAGCUGCUGACCAUAAAAACCAAAGAAGAGAACGACUUUGUGUCAAAGUACAUCACCGACGACUCUCUCAUCACCGGUCGUGUGUGGCUCGGCAUCGACUUGGAUACUCAAGGUAAGCCUGUAUCCUGGCAGGACGGCUCAGCGCUGGCUUAUUCCAACUGGAAGCCCGAGGCCUCUGAUGCUGGGAAGAAAUCGGCCCCCCACUGUGCCGUCAUGGUGGCAGGGGAUGAAGGAAUCUGGAGUUUUGUCAGCUGCCAGGCGAGCUACAGUCGUGUUGUCUGCAAAACCGAAGCAAAGUCUGCAGGCUCUCCCGUGGCGCUGGGCCUCUUCAUCAUCAUCGUCAUCAUCCUCGUCGCCGUCAUCGGCUUCAUCGUCUACAGGAAGAAACGAGCCCACUUCCCUUCCACCGUCCGCUACAAGAGGACCUACGACGAGUCGGACGCCACCAGCAUCAUAACAGAUGCCGACUGAGCUCGCCGGAGUGAACCGCCUCAGGGAGUAUUGAUGUGCCUGCCUUGUGUGCAUUUUAGUGCAGCCCCCCCUCCUUUUUUUAUUUAUUUGUCCUGCUCAAGGUAUCCAACUUCCUAGAGUUGCUUUGAAACUGUAUAUAUUGUUUUUGUGAAUAUCAGUUUCUCCAUUUGGGUUAUUUUAGAUCCUCGUGUAAAUAAUAGCCGGUCUCUCCGGUGAGCGACGGUCGUCGAUGUCAAACGGGAUGUUUCAGUAAAUGUGGGGGUGUUUUUUGUUCGACAUGGUGUUUUUUGUUGAGUUGAUUUACAGAAAUAUGCAACAGAUUAUGUCUUAUGCUCUAUGCCUUCAAGGGUUAAAUUGCACUGAUGGAAUGAGUGACAACAAACCACGAGAACAAACCUCAGUUGUUCUACAUGAAAUGUUCACAGUCCGUAUUAAUUUCUCAACUUCAGAAAGUUUGAUUUCCCACGUCAUAGACUUUUAAUAGGACAGUUCAACUAAAAGUAUUUCUCUUUUUUAAAACUCGCAGCACUGCCCAGACCUCAGCAGUAGGUUGUUUUUUUUCCCAAAGUUUACUCGGCAACUCUCUGCCGUGUAUCUGAUGAGAAACUAUCUGUAUUGAGAGUCUGCACUGUGGACUGUGCCUUUUCAAAUAAGCAGACGAAAAAUCACUAUGGAUGAAAAUCUCACUGAUUGUGCCUUUUUUCACUCCAUUACUUCAGAGUAAAUUGGAGAUUUUUUUAAGCCAUUGGUUAGGGUUAUUUUAAUUCACUUGAUUUAUUAAUACCUAAAUAUGUUUUAGUUGUCUGUAUAUAUAUAUAAAAAAAAACAAAUCUAAAAGUUUAGUUCCGCUGAUUAGCUAUAGAAGAAUAUCACAGGGUCUUAGCCCCUCUAAGUGAACUGUUUGCCUGUUUGUAUUUCUUUUCUUAGAGCUGACUUUACUAUGCACUCAACUACUGAGCAAGAACGCACUUUAAUAUGUUGUGGAGCGACAGUUCCUAUUUUGUUUUAGCACAAUGUGGUUUGAAGAUGAAUUUUAUUUUAUUUUUCUUUUGAAUUGCACUGUUUUUUUUUCUGUAAAAGCUUUGUAAUCAUGUGACGCUUGUUUUAUAACUGGAGAGGAACCAAAGACACUCUGAAUCGUUUGAAUGUCAAAAGCCAGGGUUUUUCCUUUUCACUCUGUGGAAACGCCUCAACGCGGCUUGUACGUACCAAAGUGAAAACCAAAUGUCAAAGGUGGGGUUUUUGUUUGUUGUUCUAGUUUUUUUAAAUUAAUUUUUCCCACCACUCAAACAAAUCUACCAUCUCAAAUCAGGUACAGCAUCCUUCCAAUAAAAUCACGUCUUCA
This is a messenger RNA of Scophthalmus maximus (turbot), 6788 nucleotides long. RefSeq names its product lymphocyte antigen 75 (gene ly75). Gene Ontology annotation, molecular function: signaling receptor activity. Lineage: Eukaryota; Metazoa; Chordata; Actinopteri; Pleuronectiformes; Scophthalmidae. The transcript is spliced from 35 exons. The coding region runs from base 113 to 5443 and encodes 1776 amino acids. The record is from RefSeq and is a predicted model, not a curated record. Gene Ontology annotation, cellular component: plasma membrane; signaling receptor complex.